CCGUCACGAAUGUCUUGGUCUCCAAAGUCCGUGGGAACCGGUGAAACAACCGGAACUCGGAGCAACUGCGGGGGGUUCUCUGAGAUUUUGUGGAGCCCUGGGCCGACGGGUAGAGCGGGAUGGGAUGCUGGAUUGCGAAGCUGACGAAUUUUGGAGGGAAGUUGGGUUUCACCAGCUAGCCACCCAGACAGGUGACGAAUUCGAGCAGGAUCGCACAUGAUAUAUAUUGGCGGAAGCAAUCUCGUCAUCUCAACUGAAGAUUGCGACAACCUCUCCAUCCACUGCAGCAUCAGAAAGCUGAGACCAAAGACAUGGUUCAUUCCACGCCCGCGGCCCCACUUGCACGGAGCACUGAAGCGAACAUCUCAAGCUUCGACGAUGACGCUGCCAAUUGUAGCUUGCGGCACUUGCAAGCCCUUUGGUCCUGGGCUCCCCGUCCGACGGUGCCGUCGGGUCCUUCAUAUCCUCCUGUCUCAUCCAUCCCGCAUACUUCCGCCGCCCGUCUCUCUGAGCCUGAUGCGUCGCCCAGCCCGUUCCCCAAUGAACCUGUCCUCGCAAAGACGGUGCAACAUGACCCGCUCUUCCAACCCAAGACGGUCCUCUACCUCGCCUAUGGCUCAAACAUGUGUGCCGCAACGUUCCUCGGCAUGCGCGGCAUCCGUCCCUUGAGCCAGGUCAAUGUCUCUGCUCCGGCGCUGGACCUGACGUUUGACCUGCCGGGCAUGCCCUACCGCGAGCCGUGCUUCGCCAACACGGCCCUACGCAAGCUCCCCAUCAAGCCGCCGCCCCUCGACCCGCCAAAGCUCCCGCCCGGUAUCCCCGAUCAUCCCCCUUUCACGACGCCUCCCGUCCCUCUAUCCGAUGUCGAUUCCCACACAGACCAUGAAACUGGUCGCCGCGGACCAGUCUGGAACAAGGGCUUGUACGGGGUAGUGUACGAGGUGACACUGGACGACUACGCAAAGAUCGUAGCCACCGAAGGCGGCGGCGCAAGCUACCACGACAUCCUGGUGCCGUGCUACGUGCUGCCGGCCCGUGUCGGCGUGCCUGAGAAGCCGCCGGUGCCGCUCCCUCCCAAGGCUUUCCUCGCGCACACCCUCUACGCCCCACGGCUACCUGACGUCCCGGACAGUGGCGACGACGACGAUAGCACACGGGCGGCGGCGCAACCUCACACCAAUGACAAGGACGAACCCAAGAAACCCGCCCCACCAUACGACAAACUCCCCUCCUGGGCUAAGAAACUCCUCCUCCCCGUCCGACGCCCCUCGGCGGACUAUGCGCAGCCGUCGGCCCGGUACUUGGGCCUGCUGCGGGACGGCGCGCGAGAGCACGACCUGCCGGGCGACUACCAGGCGUACCUGGAGGCGUUGGAGCCGUACACAAUCACGACGUGGCGGCAAAAGUUGGGGGACUUGCUGUUCAUGGGCUUCUGGGCGCCGGUGCUGCUGCUGCUCAUGUACGGCGGCCGGCUGGUGGCCGACGACAAGGGGCGCUCGCCGCCCUGGCUGGUCGUUAUGAUGACAGUGGUGUUCAAUCUGCUCUGGAUGAGUUACGACGCUGUGGGGAAGAGGAUCUUUGGGGACGGAGAGCGGACGAUGCCCGCCGAUGACCGGGGGACGAAGUCGAGGGCGGGAGAAGGGAAGAGGCCGGGUUUCGGGAGUGACUGGAGGGGAAAGGUAGAGGUUGCGGAUGAGGAGAAAAUGGCGUUGUUGAAUGCCAGCUGGUAAUGACCGUGUGUUUAUUCCGAUGUCUGGAAGCAGAAACGGGGCUAUAUCAAUGGAAAUGGCGAGCUAGGGUCAUCGUCGAACUUCGAUUGGAACUGCGGUAAUGUUGAGCUUAGUACUACGCUAUGUGAUCGGUCUCUAGGAUGUAACUCAUGCUCGCCAUGCAGGAUUAGAUGCUUUGUGUUGGACCGGCCCCGUGAGGGGACAAUACCACCCAUCUAUC
Molecule: messenger RNA, 1950 nt
Organism: Canariomyces notabilis
Lineage: Eukaryota; Fungi; Ascomycota; Sordariomycetes; Sordariales; Chaetomiaceae
Exons: 1
Coding region: 312-1730 (472 amino acids)
Molecular function (GO): gamma-glutamylcyclotransferase activity
Source: RefSeq, a predicted model, not a curated record